AUGACAACUUCUUCGACUGCUGCUACUCGUUCAAUACUUGUUCAUUCUGAUCUUUAUCGUCAAGCAAUGAAUGAUCUUUACUCAUACAUCGCAAAUUCUGAACAUGGUUAUUUAACUCAAGAUGAACUUUUUCAUCAUUAUCGACAACAACAUGGAAAUGCAGAAAUACCAUAUCGUUUCUUAGGUUAUUCAUCAUUACUUGAUUUAGUCGGAAGUGAUCAAGCUCUAUUUACUAUUGAUUUUCAUCGUGGAAUAGCUUAUAUCUAUUUAACAAAUAACAUUCAACAUACACCACGACAUGAUUUAUAUACACCUGAUUCACAUAUUCAAUCGAAUGAAAAUAUUUCUACUGGACCAUCUUCAAAUUUAUCUAUGAUAUAUGGUGCUGCACGUGGUGUUGAUGAUUUAACUCCAAUAUAUUCAUCAACAAAUCGUUUUAAUCCACCAACUCAACAAGAUCUUCGUAUAAGAAAAAUUUCAUUUAAAAACACAAUUGUUUUUUUUAAAUAG
Molecule: messenger RNA, 510 nt
Organism: Rotaria sp. Silwood2
Lineage: Eukaryota; Metazoa; Rotifera; Eurotatoria; Philodinida; Philodinidae
Source: the annotation of a GenBank genome assembly